AUGAAAAAGAAAAGAUAAAUACAUUAAGAUGAUUUAUAAAAUAAUAAGAAAUAACCCAAUGCUUAUGAAGAUUUAGAAAACACUCAAAGUAAUGUGACUGAACUCAUUAAAAGAAUGAAAUUUAGAGAGAUAGAAGAAUUUGAAAUACAAUAAUUUAUUGCAUCUCAAAAUGAAUAAAAGUUUCUGAUGAUUACUGGUUAACCUGGAUGUGGAAAAACUAUGUUAUUAACUAAAUGUUUAAAAUAAUGGUAGAAUAAUUAUACUACUAUCUAUAUAAAUGCAAUGCAAUGUAAAAAUUAUACAGAAUUUUUAAACAUUUGUAAAAAGUAAUUGAAUGUAAAGAGUACUUCUGGUAAAUAAUAAGCACGUAAAAUAAUUAUGGAUACACUUAAAGAAUAAAAUACGUAUUAUUAUAUUUAAUAAAUAAUAGUAUAAUUACUAUUGAUGAAUUUGACAAUUUAUUCAAAGUAAGUGAAAAAGAAGCCUUUGAUUUAUUCUCUUUAUCAAAACAUGCAAUCAUUAUUGGAAUUAGUAAUGAUAUAGAGUUUCUAUAAACUUAAUCAGUGAGAUAUAAAUUUUAGCUCCCUUAAUUUAAAAAUUUAAUUUUGAAACCUUAUACAAUCUAAUAGUUAUAAGAAUUAGUUUUAGAUAUAUUAAAAUAAAUUGAAAUCUAGUAAUAAUUAAUUUAUAUAUAGAAAAUAUGAUGAAAAUGCUAUUAAAAUACUUACAACAAGAGCUUAUAAUGAUAAGGGUGGUGAUAUGAGAAAUAUAAUAGAUAUAGUUAAAAGGACUUUAAGAGACAAAGAUGAAAUAACUACAGAUGCUGUCAAUAAAGAAAUUGGUAUGACUGUUUUUGAUAACAAAAUGAAGAGUGUUGUAACAACAUUGUCAUUACAUCAAUAAUUAAUAUUAUUAGGGAUUACAGCAUUACUAAAAAAGGAUACUAGUUAAAUUGAAAUAGAUUUAUCUGAUCUUACAAGAAAGGUUAAUGAAAUUAAAUAUAAAUUAUGUUUACCUUUAAGUGUGGAUGUAGAAGAGGAAAUUAAUUUAUUAAAAGAUUAUAACCUACUUACUACAAAAGAAGUGAAACAAUAAAAAAUGGGAUUUAAAAUCACAGUAAAAAAGAUUCAAUGUAAAUUUACAGCAGAGGAAUUGAAAUAUUAAUUAUCUGAUCUGGAUGCAUUUAAAAACAUUUUACAAUAAUUAUGA
Messenger RNA from Paramecium pentaurelia, 1209 nucleotides. Lineage: Eukaryota; Ciliophora; Oligohymenophorea; Peniculida; Parameciidae. The record is from the annotation of a GenBank genome assembly.